Messenger RNA from Gossypium raimondii (Peruvian cotton), 2339 nucleotides. RefSeq lists its product as hypothetical. Bases 273 to 2144 code for a protein of 623 amino acids. NCBI's taxonomy places the organism in Eukaryota, Viridiplantae, Streptophyta, Magnoliopsida, Malvales, Malvaceae. The record is from RefSeq and is a predicted model, not a curated record. The transcript is spliced from 3 exons.
UUAAGGGGAAAAUAAUAGAAAAGAGAGAGAGAGAGAAACAAAGCAAGGGAGAACCGCACAUGACCACAACCACAAGUAGCGAUGAAAAUUCGAGUCUUGGGAGGCUGACCAAAACUGCGAGGAGAGACAAAGCAAAGAAGAGAAGAACCAUGACCCUAGAACCCAUUACUAAAAAGAGUGACAAACCGAGGAGAAUGAGUGAAGAAAGAACCCAUUGUUUGAAAUUUUGAAAAGAGAGAGAGAGAGAGAGUGUGAGAAGAACGCACACAGUGAUGGAAAGAAAAGAAAAAGGUGUGGAGGGUGAAGGAGAAAAUCAAGAUUUCAUGGUGAAAAAGUUGAAAGGCGGGAUCCUGGUAGGGAAAAGGGCUGGCCCCUCAACUCCUUCACCUAUUUGGAGACUCGAGUUCCCUUCUCAAAAUGCUACUAACCCUGAGUUCCUUCAACUUCCCACUGGACCUUUUGUUUCAGCUAGAAAACUAUGUGCCAACCUUUGGGAACUUCAUCCUCACUACCCACUUCCCAGUACGCGCAAAGGAGCUUCUAAGCAUCGCAUACACCAUGACAAGGCUUCUGAUACUGCUGUUGAUCCUCCUGCCACUCCCCUUCCUCAGCCAGCAAGUGCAAGUAGCUCGAGGAGGCACAUUGCAGAAUCACUGAUGCAACACUGUCGAUCAGUUGAACAAAAUGGCCGCGCUCCACAGCAUGUAUCUCCUGCAAGUUGUGGAAGCUCACUGGAGAUAGCACCUUAUAACUCUGCAAUUGCACCUUCGAGUUCUUUGGAUUUUCAGGGAAGGACUGAAAGAUCAGGUUAUAGCCUUAAGACAUCGACGGAGUUGCUCAAGGUACUCAACCGAAUCUGGGCUCUUGAAGAACAGCAUGUAUCAAACAUGUCAUUGGUAAAUGCCCUGAAAAUGGAACUGGAUCAUUCUCGGGGUCAGAUCAAAGAGUUGUUGCAAGAAAAGCAAACAGAAAGGCAAGAGAUGGACAAUUUCAUGAAGCAAGUCACGGAGGAUAAACUUGUUAGGAAGAACAAAGAGCAAGAUAGAAUCAAAGCUGCUGUUCAGCCAGUGAGAGAUGAGCUGGAAAACGAGAGGAGGUUAAGGAAGCGCUCUGAAAGCAUGCACCGAAAGCUAGCUCGAGAACUCUCUGAGGUAAGAUCUUCUUUUGCUAAUGCUUUCAAAGAACUUGAGAGGGAGAGAAAAGCACGAAUUCUGUUGGAGAACUUGUGCGAUGAGUUUGCUAGAGGAAUAAGGGAAUACGAACAGGAGUUGCGGUUCCUUAAGCACAAGUACGAGAUUGAUCACAUUGACGGGGAAAACCCUGAGCGGCUAAUUCUCCAUAUUUCAGAGGCAUGGCUCGAUGAGCGGAUGCAAAUGAAGCUUGCUGAAGGUCAAACUGAUCUUGCAGAAAAGAAUUCGAUUGUUGACAAGUUAAGCCUCGAUAUAGAAACUUUUCUUGAAGCCAAACGCUCCACUGGGUCAAGGAAAAGUGAUCCUAAAGGGAAUUGCUCACAUCAACAUUCUUUAGAAUCCUUUCCAUUAAAUGAAGCUGUCAGUGCCCCUCAAGGUGCAGCUGAUGAAGCAUAUUCCAGUGGCAGCGGCUCACAGUGUUAUGAACUGCACAAAACUGCCAACAGAGUCCAAAGCAAGGGGAGCUGUAAACUUCACGGGGACAAUGCUUUGGUAAGUCAUCGUGAAGAAUUAGGAAACCGAAUUUCAUCUAGGAAAAAGGCAUGGUCUCGAGAUGCCAUCAAGAGCAGUAGAUUCCAUAGUUUCCGAGGGCAGUUUGAAGGACAAAUGGCUACCGGAGCGCCUGUACAUGAUAAUAAAGUCAAACGGAAUGGAUCCCACGGAAUGAGCUCAAGUCAUGUGCUUGAUAGGCUAAUGAGAAAUCAUUCCUUCUCCUCGGAAGGUGACAAAGUUCAUCCUGAGUGUAGCUUGAGGGAAGAAUCAUUCCAAUGUGUAUCCAAAGGUCGCGCUAGUCCAGUUCGACAGUGGGUCUCGAAGUUGACAUCUCCUGAUUUCGAAAAGUCAGAUUCUUGUCUGAAAUUGCCCCCGGGCUUUAAGGAGAAUACCUUAAAAGCAAAACUACUAGAAGCAAGACUAGAAGGGCAGCAAUCUCGUGCAAAAGCUGCAAAGAGCUGAAGCCAGGCUUGAUUUUAGAUGUGGUUGGUUGAGACACUCAGGAUCGAGGGUUUUCGUGCUAGUUUAUAAAAAAGAUUGUACACUAACCUUCUUUUUUUGGGCCUGUAAUCUUGGAAUUAGACAUGUAAUGAGAAAUUAAAUGUUAUCCCACGAUAGCAUUGAUCAAGUAGAUUGCUGGUCCCUUAAUAGACUUCA